UCCAAGAUAAGCUAGUUCUGCGCUCAGUGAAUUCGAUUUUGGUGGCACUGAACUGAUAUUGGCGCGCUGCAGCAUUGUUGAGGAAUAGGAAACCUAACCUCAUUUUUAUCUCAUGUCCUUCAUGCAAACUUCCUUUUCAAAAUUCACUUGCCAAAUUUUAUAUUAUGGAGAGCAGAGGACAAUUUAUUGUCGAAUUGGCUAAGCAAUCAUGUUUGAAUGAAGCUAUAAUCGAGAACAAUGACCAUGGAAGCGAUUUUGAUAUUGGUAAUCAGGAUAAAGAAGAUAUUAGAAUAACAGAGCUCAAAAACAGUUAUGCAAAUUUGAAUGAAGCUAGAAUGGUGGAUAACAGUAACCAUGAAUGUGAUAAUACUGGUAAUCAGGACAAUGAAGACAUUGAAAUAAUGGAGCUCAACAACUAUUAUGCAAAUAUUGAAGAAGUGGAGCCUGCUUUUUUUCAAGAUAGUCUUCACGAAAAAGACAGUUUACUCCAGGAUAAUCAAGCUAUUGUUGCAGAGGACAUGACUGAUGCAGGUUGGUAGUGGAGCACUCUGUUGUAGUACAGGGUGACUUAUGGAAAAUGGAUGAUUCUCAAAUAUAUAUAUUUCAAUGAAUGGUAUAAAAUAAUUAUUAUUUUUGUAGCAUUAAAAUGAUGCUACAAAAUGAUUAAUGUUAUACUGCUCAUGUGAAAAUAAUCCAUUUCCUAUAAGUCACUCUGUAUACCACAGUAUAAGUAGAAGAGCUUGAAAAUUUCUACAAGCAAACAUACAUUACAAUAUCUUCAGAUACAUGAGGCUUUGCAAUGAAUCAUACGGAUUAUAUCUAUGAUCUAAUAUCUAUUAAAAAAAUAGUUGAUUAGUAGCAUUUGGUUCUUAUGAAGAGAUGUGUAGUGACACUAUUAUUUGGAUCUCUCUAAACCUAAAAGUAUAAUACUUCAAUAUUCAUAUAUAUUCAUUUCAAUAUUAAUAUAUAUUCAUUUAAUAUCCAUAUUAUAUUGAUGAUCAUGGAUGAAAACAUUGAAUAUUGAUUAAUGUGUGUUCCAUUUUAUUUCAGAAGAGGAGUAUGGCCUCUUUGAUGAUGACGAUGAUGACCCAGACUAUAUUCCUAAUAGUCAAGAAGACAUCAACUUUGUGAGUCAAGUUCCAAGGAAAGCAGGGAGGUUUCAAACUGCUCAUCCAUCUGAAAAUGUGGCUGCU
Molecule: messenger RNA, 1193 nt
Organism: Nilaparvata lugens (brown planthopper)
Lineage: Eukaryota; Metazoa; Arthropoda; Insecta; Hemiptera; Delphacidae
Exons: 4
Coding region: 165-539 (124 amino acids)
Source: RefSeq, a predicted model, not a curated record